GCUGAAAGCUGGUUGAGUGAAAAUGUCAUCGAUUUUGAAGUCGAAGAACGUCUUUAUAAUUAUUCGAACAAAUUCGUUAUUCAACUCUUUGAAGUUACUCAAUGGGUAGACGAGGAUCAACAAAGAAGUGUGGGAGAAGCUGAUAUCCACAGUGUUCAUCAGUUCAUCACUUAUCAGAAUGAAUCUGGUUGUUUCAGACUUACCACUCAAUUAGCUGAAGCUUUGGGAUUCAACUCGCUUGAAGAGGCCAAGAAACAUUUUGAAACUUAUUUUUCUUCCUAUUCACCAAAAACUGCUCAAUUUGAUAUUAAUGUUUGGAGUACUGCUAUUUUGAUUUGGUUUAUUCGAUAUGUAUUAGUUGAUUUCAGAAAUGAGUGGACAGAUGUAUACAAAAAAGCAUAUAAUUGGCUUUGUCAACAAGUGAAAGAUGAUAAAGUACGAGAUGAACUUCUUGAGGCUGCUAGAAACUUUGUUGUUAAAAGAUUUGAAGUUGAAAAGAGUGCUAUUGAAGAAGACAAGUCUUUCAAGGUUUCUAUUGAAGAAGAAGACAAAAGGAAGAAACAAAUUACAGUUAGUCGAAGUAUUACUACUGAAGUUAGUCGAAGUACUACUAUUAAAGUUAGUCGAAAUACUACUACUGACACAGUUGUUAAAAAGUUUGUUACUUAUCGUACAAAGGAUGGUUGCUAUAAACUUAACGAUGAUAUUGCGCAACACCUUGGAUUCCAUAAUAAAGAAUCCUUAGAAAAAGCAUUACGUAGUCACUUUAUUUCUGAAAAUUUGUCGAAGCUUCAUAAUGACAUUUUGGUCACUGCUGUAGCGAUAUGGUAUUUCCGUUUGUUGGGUAUAGAUCAUCGUGAACACUGGUCUAAUGAAUGCGAUGUAUUACAUAAAUGGUUAAGUUCACAAAUUAAGGAUCCUCAAAUCGAACGUGAACUUUUGGAAUCUGCCAAACAAUUCAUGAUAAAACGUUAUAACAUCGAUGACGAGGUUGUCGGACUCGAUGCUUCAUACCAAGAUAGAUAUGUAAUCGAUAAACCAAUAAGAAGUGAGACUGAAAAAGAUGAUGAAUCAAUACUAAUCGACAGGCAUUAUAAAAAGACCAAAAGUAUUAUUCUUGAUAAAAAUAUCGAAUAUAUCAUUUCGAAUGAUAAAGAACCCGGUCAAACGGAAAAGGAAGCCGCAUUUGUCAUUGCUCAGGAACGUGUUACUCCCGAGGUCUGCAAUGCUAUUACUUCUGCAGCAUAUGAUGACGGUCGUAUUGAACUAAGCGAAACAUUAUGCAAAGAACUCGAUCUUCCAAUAGAGGAAAUUAUUAAUACGAUUCAGAAGAACAUUACUAAUAAAAAACUUGAAUCACCCAAGUCGUCAUCAUUAUUUUCAACUGCAAUUAAUCUUUCUUAUCUUAAAAAUGUCGCAUAUAAACUUGAAGAUCUAUGGAAAAAUGAAUACGAUAAAUCCCAUGAAUAUCUUUCGAAGCAAAUAGGAGAUGCUGAUGCCGAAAAAGAACUUUUGGAGUUCACAGAUAAUUAUGUAAUCGAUAUUUGCGCUAAAAAAACGAUUAAGGACGAAAAGAGGUCUGCUAUUGUAUAUUUUCAGAUAUCAACAACCCUUGAUAAAUAUGAAACUGCUGUCUCUAAACAAAAAGAUGAUGGAUCCUUUGAAUUAAGUGAGAUCAUUUGUAAAGAAUUAGAAGUUCCUAUAGAAGAUAUUGUAACUACAGUCAAAUCAAGUACACCUAACGAAAGACUACAAUCUCCUGGAUCAGAUCCAUGGUGGAAGACAGCACUUACUAUUAGUUACCUUCAAGUUGCCGUCCCUCAUUAUAAAAAUCAUUGGCAAGAUAAAUAUAACAAAGCUCGUGAUUAUCUAUCUAAACAAAUUUGCGAUGAGGAUAUUGAAAAAGAAUUAUUAAAGUGCACUAAUAAAUAUGUGAUCGAUCGAGCACACGAUAAAGCUAUUAGAUAUAACAUUCAAGAAAACAUUCAUGUUACUAAACUUGAUUUUACUGAAGAUACUGUUCGAGAAGUCAAUGAUGGCUUACGUUCCUUAGUUGAUGAAGACACUGCUCGUAUAAUUUGCGAUGCUCAGCAAGAAGACGGUUCCUUUACUCUGAGUCCUUUUAUAACUGACCAUCUCGACAUAAAACCGGUUGACGCUGUUAAAUCCCUUAAGAAGUUAGUUUAUAGUCUCCAACUAAGAGGAUGUGAUGAUUCUGUUUGGUACACGGCUUUUACAAUCCAUUAUAUUAAGACCAUAUUAACAAAUCAUAACAAUGAAUGGCAAGAUGCCUAUGAUCGUGCUAGUAAAUGGCUGCUUAGUCAGUUCGACAAUAAAUUGGUGAUGGAACUACUUUCAGCAUGUAGACAAUACUUAAUUAAACAAGGUUGCCGUCUUCUUUAUUCAAUUCAAGAUACAAGAUGUUUUAGGGUUUACAGACUUGAUAUCAACGAAGAAACACGUAAAGCAGUUUUUGAUUAUUUACGUUCUAGGAGCACAGCUGAAAUUGCCCGUUCAUUUUGUUCUGCGCAACAAAGCAAUGGUUCAUUUUCUUCACAAACUUUAACCACGUUAUAUCCAUUAAUUCCUCCGCCGACAAAUGCUGUUGAAUCUCUUAAACUUUUUGUCGGUAGCCCAAAACUUAGAACUUGUGAUGAUUCAAUUUGGUAUACAGCAUUUACAAUUUAUUACCUUAAAAAUAUUUUGGUGGACCAUAAAGAAGAAUGGGGCCAUGUCUGUAACCGCGCCAGCAUCUGGAUAACUGAGCAGCUUGAGGAUACUGAAAUAGAACAUGAGUUAUACUCAGCUUGUGAUCAAUAUUUGAUUAAACAAGGUGUUGAAUUCUUUAACAAUGAUACAGAAGAGUCCGAAGAAGAGUUAGAGGUUGUUGCAUUUCGAGUUAGCGAAGAAACACGUAAAGCCGUUCAUAAAAGUCUCCGUGAUGAUGUCACAAAGGAAGUCGCUCGCACACUUUGUAAUUCUCAAAAAAACGACGGCUCAUUCAUCCUACAUAAAUUAAUUUCUGACCAUCUUAAAAUCCAAUCAAUCGACAUCGCAGUUGAAUCACUCAAGCGUUAUGUAAAAAGCUUGUUGCUAAGAAGAUAUGAUUCUUCUAUAUGGUGUACAGCACUUACAACCACGUAUUUAAGAACUGUGUUACCUAACUAUGAGGAAGAUUGGCGACCUGUCUGUGAACGUGCAGCAACGUGGAUUAGUCAACGUUGUAGUGACUCUGAAGAGGAACAAGAAUUGUACUCUGCAUGUGACCAAUUCUUAAUUAAACAAGGUAUCGAAGUCCUUAGAGAAAAAAAUAGACGAUCAGGCCUUUCUAAAAAACGAUCAGUAGAUAAUGGAGAGACUAGUUAA
Racocetra persica is the source of this 3366-nucleotide messenger RNA. NCBI's taxonomy places the organism in Eukaryota, Fungi, Glomeromycota, Glomeromycetes, Diversisporales, Gigasporaceae. The record is from the annotation of a GenBank genome assembly.